Molecule: messenger RNA, 1543 nt
Organism: Thamnophis sirtalis
Lineage: Eukaryota; Metazoa; Chordata; Lepidosauria; Squamata; Natricidae
Gene: STUM
Product: stum, mechanosensory transduction mediator homolog
Source: RefSeq, a predicted model, not a curated record
AGGCGCCUCCUUAUCCCUAGGCAGACGCCGACUCCCGGUCAGAGCCUCACUCGAGCGGAGACGCUCUGGGGCGCAGCUACUCAGGCGCUCCCUCGCUGCUCCGGCUGAAGCGGGCAACCAUGGACCAUGGCCCCAAAGAAGGGGACGCUGCCGGGCCGACUGCUGGCGGUGCCGCUCGAGGAAAUAAUGCCGCCGCGGCUACUGCCGCCUCCUCCUCCUCCGGCGGCGUGGUCGUGCAAGUACGCGAGAAGAAGGGACCCUUGCGUGCCGCCAUCCCCUACAUGCCGUUCCCUGUAGCCGUCCUGUGCUUGUUCCUCAACACCUUCGUACCUGGACUAGGGACAUUUGUAUCAGCUUUCACAGUCUUGUGUGGAGCCCGGACAGAUCUCCCUGACAGACACAUUUGUUGUGUGUUCUGGUUGAAUAUUGCAGCAGCUCUGAUUCAGAUUCUCACAGCAAUUGUGAUGGUUGGCUGGAUUAUGAGUAUAUUUUGGGGGAUGGACAUGGUCAUUCUUGCCAUUUCACAAGCAGAGCGGAGGUGCAGAUCAGCAGAGAGUGACCUUCACUGAUCACUUGGACAGCUAACACUGCUUAUGGAGACUCCGACAUGUGGAUUUUUGAACUGGCACAGUCAACAUGCCAGGAUGCCAGGCAAGCCAUUCCAAAAGUGGGAGAAAGCCACUGGUUAGGUAGGGAUAUGGCUGAGAAGGAAGAUAACAUUUGAGAAAACAUCACUGAAGAAGUUGCAAUUUUUUCCAUCUUAUGGGAUGAACGACAUGGAAAUAUUUCACCUCCUUUGUGACUUCUUGAGGAAAUGUCCUGAUGUGAAUAUCGGGAAGCAGAGGAAAUAUUGAUAGAUAAUGUGCAAUAUAUCAAAGCAAACAUUUGAAGGGAGUUUCCCCCCACCCCACACAAAGACAUUCUUUGGUGCAGGAAAGUUCAAGUUGUAACUUUCCUGCUUGUGUACGUACUUGUGGGAUUUUUUUGGUGCUUGUUGAAUAACUGUUUUCUGCAACCAAUUUAAGAUUCUGCUUGCUGCUUUUGUAAAUCCUGUCACUAUUGCUUAUCUGUUCAUGCAUUUUGCCACUUUUUACCUUCUGAAUGUUGGAAAGGAGCUGUGAACUCUUUGUCUAACCAGAAGCAAGAAUUUGGCUUUGCUAAAUUUUAUUAUCCACCAUUACUUUUUACAGAUGUUUUAUUCUUAACAGUGAGGACUGGGUUUUAAGAGAUUAUAAUAUGGAGAACAUUUUAUUAUAUACUAUGGAAAAUGAAAGAAGAAAGACGUAAUCUUUUCUGCUCCCUCAAAGAAACUGUGCCAGUAAAUGUUAAUGUAUUUUGGAAAUGUGCAUAUAAAUGAUGGCUAGUAUUUGUAGCUGAGCUGCAGUAAAGGUGUGAUAUCUCUUUCCUAGUAUAUGUGCUCAUAGGGUUAAUUACAGGUAAAACAAGUUAGUAUUUUUAAGAUACAUACAAAAAUAAGGCUGAUAAUUUACUGACAUUAACAGAAGCAAAGCCCUGUUGUGUUGUUACUUAUACAUUCCAAGAC